This is a messenger RNA of Lathyrus oleraceus (garden pea), 1023 nucleotides long. Its product is annotated as expansin-like A2. The transcript has 5 exons. Gene Ontology annotation, biological process: sexual reproduction. Bases 52 to 831 code for a protein of 259 amino acids. NCBI's taxonomy places the organism in Eukaryota, Viridiplantae, Streptophyta, Magnoliopsida, Fabales, Fabaceae. The record is from RefSeq and is a predicted model, not a curated record. Gene Ontology annotation, cellular component: extracellular region; plasmodesma; plant-type cell wall.
UAUAUAAAAUCACUUACCCUUCUCAUUUCACAAAAUCACUAUCACCGUAUCAUGGCUUUCUUUCUUUGCGUCUUCGUUCUCUUUCUUGCUUCUUCUGCUACGGCUUGCGAUCGUUGCGUACACCAAUCCAAAGCUUCUUUUUUCUCCAAAGCUUCUACUCUUUCAUCUGGAGCAUGUGGUUAUGGCUCUUUAGCACUUGACCUUAGUCAUGGACAACUCGCAGCUGGCGCUUCUUCAUUUUUCAGUAAUGGAGCUGGUUGCGGUGCUUGUUUUCAGGUAAGAUGCAAGGACCAAGCUAUAUGCACAAAAGAAGGAACAAAAGUGGUAUUAACGGAUCUUAAUCCCAACAAUCAAACUGAUUUUGUUCUAAGCAGUAGAGCUUUCACUGCCAUGGCUCAAAAGGGUAAGAGCCAACAAAUUUUGAAGCUUGUCAAUGUUGACAUUGAAUAUAAGAGAGUACCUUGCGAGUACAAAAAACAGAAUUUGGCUGUUCGUGUUGAAGAAUCAAGCAAAAAGCCAGAUUAUUUAGCAAUUAAAAUUUUGUAUCAAGGUGGCCAAACAGAGAUAGUAGGUGUUGAUGUAGCUCAGGUUGGAUCUUCACAAUGGAAUUAUUUAAGCAGAAAGCAUGGUGCAGUGUGGGACACAAGUAGGGUUCCACAAGGGGCAUUACAAUUCAGGUUUGUGGUUACUUCAGGGUAUGAUGGAAAAUGGGUUUGGGCAAAGAAGGUUCUACCAGCUGAUUGGAAAGUUGGGGUGAUUUAUAAUUCUGAUGUUCAGAUUACAGAAGUUGCACAAGAGGGUUGUUCACCAUGUAAUGAUGAAACAUGGUGAUGAUUUAGGAUAUGUUACUCAAGUGAUGAAUUAAUUAACCUACAUAACAUGUACAUAUUGAUUUUUGUUUUUAGGUGGUUUUAGUUUUAUUUACACUGUGUAUUAUAGGAUUAGAAAGCAAUUUAUGUAAUACCCAGAAAUUAUAUAUAUGGACUAGUUUGAUAAAAUUAAAAUGUGUUGUCUUAUUUGUAA